AUGUCACUACCACAGCCUCUCCCCCGCGUCUUAGCAACAGAGGUCGUUGUCCCAGCAAUGCGCGACAUAGUCGACAAAUACAACGUCGCUCGCGCUACGACCUUAGAAACAGUCACUCCAGAGACAGCAACUUUUGAUAACGUGCUGAAGCCUUUAGCCGAAGUCGAAAAUGGCGUUCAAGGCAAGUUUGCCAUGAUCGAAAUGCUCCAAUAUGGAUCUCCAUGUCUCGAAACUCAGGCGGAAUACGACAAGGCGCGUGAACUCUAUAUCAAGGCUCAGACAGAAUGGUCAGCAGAUGGACGUUUCUUCAAGCUUUUGCAAGCGGCUAGGGCGAAAGACGAUUUCAAUCGACUAGAUACUGAAUCGCAACAUUUACUAGAGAAGGAGCUUUUACGGUACAAGCAUGCAGGACACGGCUUGCUUGGGCCUGUCCAGCUGGAAGAGUUCCAGAGACGCAACUCGGAGAUCUUGCAACUAGAGAGAGAGAUUCAUCAGAAUAUUGCAAGAGAGAAAGGAGGAAUAUGGUUCACCUUAGACGAGUUGGACGGUGUACCCGAGAGUGAACUAGCGAAGUGGAAGGAUGAUAUUGCUACAGAUGACCCAGAUAACGAUAGUCAAAAAGAGAAGACAAAGGGAAAAUUCGUAUCCUUUUCGAACGGCGGCACGAUUGCGGUUUUGACCUAUGCCCAUUGCCCAGAGACCCGAAAGAAAAUGUACUUGGCGGACAAUCUGAAGCUGGGAGAGAACAAGCCGAUAUUCGAAAAGAUCAUCGCCAACCGUGCCAGGCAAGCACAUCUCCUUAAAUAUGCGACUUACGCGGACCUGAAACUCACGGAGCGAAUGGCGAUGACCACAAAGUGGCUGAAGGAUUUUCUACAAGGUCUACAAGUGGCCCUUUGUCCCCUUGGCAAGGCAGAAAUCGAAAUACUACAACGCCGAAGACUUUCAGACUUACAAGCAAGAGGGUACUCCAUCGAUCAGAAAACAGAGCAGAAUUUUCCGCCGUGGGAAAAAAGAUACUACGAGCGCUUAGUCGAACAGGACUUUGAGAUCGACAAGGAGAAAAUAGCAGAAUACUUCCCACUUGAUACGACAGCAACCAAAAUGCUGGAAAUUUUCGGAUCAUGGUUUGGUAUUCGAUUUGAUCCAAUUCCCGAUAACAUGCGUACCGGCGAUGUGAUAUGGCAUGACAGUAUACAAGUAUACUCUGUGUGGGAUACGAAGGAUGGGGAAUUUAUUGGUUAUUUGUAUUUUGACUUGCUCUGGCGCAAGUACAAGUUCAGAGGCAACCAAGCUGUCAAUCUUCAGGCUGGCUAUCUUCGACCCGAUGGUACUAGGAAGUAUCCUGCGAAUAUCUUGAUGUGCUCCUUCCCUACUCCGACACCAGGAACAUGUGUCUUACUCAAGCAUCAUCAAAUCUGGACUCUCUUUCAUGAAAUGGGUCAUACCCUCCACGACAUCCUCUCCAAAACCGAAUACGUCCGCUUCCACGGCUACGAAACAACACUCGAUUUCGUCGAAUUGCCAAGCAGCUUUCUCGAGAACUGGUGCUGGAAGAAAGAUGUUCUGAAAAAACUCAGCUGCCACUAUACAACGCUCGAUAAGAAAUAUCUCUUUGAAUGGCGCAAGCAGAAUCCCGGUCAGUCAGAUCUGCCCAGAGAGAUUCCAGAUCACUGGAUAGAAAAGCUCGCUGAGCAUCGGUACUUCAAUCGGGCUCUUUUCCAUUUACGUCAGCUGUCCAUUUCUAUGUUCGAUCUUCAAAUACAUUCCCUGAGCAAUGAACACGAGAUUGCAGAUCUUGACAUACAGAAACUUUUCUACAACCUCCGCAAGGAGAUUGAAGGCUUCGACUUUUCACUAUGCAACGAUGGUUUCGAAUUUGUAACCUUCAAUCAUCUAACAAACGGCUACGACAUGUGUUAUUAUGGAUAUCUAUGCUGCACGGCUAUAGCCCAGGAUAUCGUUCAGACAUAUUUCACCAAUGAUCCCUACAAUAUAGAGACAUGGGCCAAGUACCGUAAAGAAGUGUUGGAGUAUGGUGGAAGUCAUGCGAACGAACUGGAGAUGUUGACAAGGUUCCUGGGACAUCCUCCCAACAUGGAUGCUCUCGUACAAACUUUGUCACAGGCUUACCAGCGAAAUUAA
Molecule: messenger RNA, 2145 nt
Organism: Talaromyces amestolkiae
Lineage: Eukaryota; Fungi; Ascomycota; Eurotiomycetes; Eurotiales; Trichocomaceae
Exons: 5
Coding region: 1-2145 (714 amino acids)
Biological process (GO): proteolysis; peptide metabolic process
Cellular component (GO): mitochondrial intermembrane space
Molecular function (GO): metalloendopeptidase activity
Source: RefSeq, a predicted model, not a curated record